UGCUCCCUCUAUAUAUGGCAAUUCCGAUAUCUAUCCCCAAGCAGAGAAACAAAAAAGGGGAAGAAACGUCUGUGAAAGAGCUUUACUAAUGCUUGCUAUGGACUGGGACUGGAACGACUUUGCGUGGGAUUCAAUUGAGUUGGAGGAAAAAGAGGAUAACAGCAGCUUUGCUGGCCUUGUUGGUCCCGGUAGCUUGGGAGGACAGGAUAAUAAUAAUAAUAAUAAUGGAGGAGGAAUUAUGGUGGACUUGAAACUGCGUGGGAUAUCCGGUUUGGAGGAGAGAUCUGUAGACGGAUUAAAGUACAGAGGGCCAUUGAAACGGACUCGGGUGAUGAGUGGAACUCAAAAUGUUUCAUGUUUAGUGGAUGGAUGCAAAUCAGACCUCAGUAUCUGCAGGGAUUAUUACCGGCGACACAGGGUUUGCGAACGCCAUUCUAAAACCCCAGUUGUAAUCGUUGGGGGCAAAGAGCAGCGUUUCUGCCAACAAUGCAGCAGAUUCCAUUCUCUGGGGGAGUUUGAUGAUGUAAAGAGAAGUUGCCGGAAACGUCUUGAUGGACACAACUUGCGCCGAAGAAAGUCUCAGCCAGAACCCCUGUACCUGAGUUCUGAGGAGUUUCGGUCAAGUUACAAAGGCUCGAGAAUCUUGCAAUUCAGUAAUCCCCACAUAUAUGCAACUACUUCUCUGAGAGGCACCUGGCCUGGGACGGUCAGCUCUGAAGCACAAGCUAUGGUUCAUAAUCAUUACCGGGGAUUGCGCAUUACCGAAGGACAAAGUAUUCCGAAUUCCUUCGCCGUGAUUUACAAUGAGGAAAAUAAGAUGUUUUCUUUCUUACAGGAAAAUGGCCCUAAACUAUGCAGCCAAACAACCCCUGAAGCUUCCAUCCACCAGCCUCUUUCCAAUAGCAUUGUUUCAGCAGAAAGUGGAAGGGGUGGCCACAGUAUGUUGUCUGGUGGACCAACACAACCCAUUGACUUGGGUUAUGCUCUCUAUCUUCUGUCAUCACAUCCAACACAAACUUCAGCAAUGGAUUUGAGCCACUUGGUGCGGUCCAGCGUGAGCCAUCCAAGUCAAUCCAUAAGCUCAGCACAGCAACUUGAUGAAGUGUCUCAGUACUCAUGUUCCCAUGGUAUAAAGGACAAGUCUGCUGCAGGUCUAGUCUUGCUUCCCGAUUCCAAUGAAACCAAUUUCUACUGCAAUGGAGUGUUUCAAGAGGCGUUUGAUGCCUUGUUCGAAAGUGAGGCCUCACCAACUCUUCCCAUCUGGUGGGAGUAGUCAGCUUCGGAAAGAGUUUGGUUUUUAUCUAGCGGAAAAAAAUGAACGAAUAAUAGACUCAAAUGAAUCAAGAGUUUUCCCAUUAAUUUCCUUGCCAAGAAUUCAAUGUCUUGGAUUCUUGUCCUCUGAUACAUAUGAUUCUCUGUUUGAGCUCUUUGUAUUGUGUGGUAAACUUAUCUCCAUCUAUCUAAUUUCUUGGAACCAUUUGCAUUUUCUUGGUAGUACACUUCGACCUUUGAGUUCUGUACCAUAUUUUUAUU
Juglans regia (Persian walnut) is the source of this 1533-nucleotide messenger RNA. RefSeq names its product teosinte glume architecture 1-like. Gene Ontology annotation, cellular component: nucleus. Gene Ontology annotation, molecular function: DNA binding. The transcript has 4 exons. Lineage: Eukaryota; Viridiplantae; Streptophyta; Magnoliopsida; Fagales; Juglandaceae. The coding region runs from base 89 to 1273 and encodes 394 amino acids. The record is from RefSeq and is a predicted model, not a curated record.